GGCCUUGGAGUCAAUAAAACCUGGAGAAAAAAAAUCAAUGACAUCGCCUUUUACUGAACAAGAAGAGCAAAUGGAUCAGUCGUAAGACAAACUCUUGAUUUGCACUUUCAUCUAUGAACCUGCAAAGGUCACGCGUAAGAGCAAUGCUAUACACUGUCUCUCCAGAAGAUGGCGCUAAUAAACUAAGUAAUGCUGGCUCAACAAGCUGCACGGACAACAUUGUCUGAAAAAUGCCACAUUUCUCGGGACAUUUUUGGGUUUUCUUUCCCACCACCUUGCGCGGACUACAAAGGGAUAGUACAGCGCACGUCGGUUAUUUUCAGUAGGUGGAAUAAAGUGGAAAGAGUGAUGAGCAACAAGCAUUUUUCGAGUUGGAGACUGUGGUGUAGAGCUGCACGUCGGAGCGGAGGCAAAGCGAUUCAAACGCGUGCGUGCGUGCGUGCGUGCGUGCAUGAUGUCAAAAUGGUCAACAAACAGACGUCGGACGGAGGGACGGACGGACGCCUUUUUCAACCGUUUGGAUGCCAUGUUGCUGCUAUGUUAUUCCAAGCCACUUGGUUGGUUUUCCAAGGCAGGCCCACCCACCCAGCAACCCACCCAGCUCUUUCAAUGCGGUGUGGUGCCAGCUGCAGCCAAUGUUCAAGUCAUCAAGUCUUGCCCUCCCGAUUGGCUGCUGCAACGCUCGUUGGGCCAGCACAAGUGCAUGGCGCACAAGUCAAAAAGUAGCGGGCAAAUGGCGCACUCCGGUCUUUGCACGAGCACAUAGAGACGAGAUGCAAACCAAAAGCGCGAGUGCUUCAUUGAGCCCGAGGAGUGGGGCGCUGCUGCUGCAGGUUCUUCUUCUUUUCGCAAUCCUUUUGGCGGCCCACACGGUCGACUGCUACCGCCUGAGGAAGGCGGACAGAAGAAAAACGGUUCCAGAGGGCUUUAGGCGAGGUAAGAUUGUGUUUGGGAAAGUUCCUCCAGCGCUGCAUGAAGAAGUCAAGAAGGCAAACAGCUCCGUGGAGGAUGAAGGCGCUUAUCAGGCCGAUUCUGCAGGAGGCUGGCCAGUAAACCCGCAGCAGCAGCAGCAGCAGCAGCAGCCACUGCCACAAGCCCCAUCCCAGGAGGCCUUGUGGAGACGCAUGAGCUCCCUACAUUGUGGAGAUCAGCACAUGAAGCUCAGUGUGAAGAGACCGGGGCUGCCCUUCUUCAUGACCGUGCAGCAAGCGCCCAACGCUCCUCCAUUGCCUCUGCCCCAUGUGCCCAUCAACUGUGGCUACAAUAUGCAUCGCAAUUCCUUUGGAUUCUUCAUGUAUGUUCCCUACGGUGCUUGUUACACGCAUCAACAGGCUGGAAGUUAUGUCCUUCCAAUGUAUUGGCAGGGAAUUCCAGUCCUCCUCAUGUGCACCAAGCAGACUGCAAGUGAUGGCCCAAAAGUUCCCAGCCCCCCACCCCUAUCUGACCCAGUGGCACCUGAGGUUCAACAUCUCCCCAUGUGGCCCCCAUUUGCCAAAGAUCCAGUCUCGCCACUGGGCAUUUGGUCGCCAGUUGAGCCCCGAAGCCAUCCCCAAUCUCCCAUCAUGAGUCCCAGGUCCCCAAGUGGCCCGCUGAGCCCCGGGGCCCAUUCAGUGCCUCGUAUGCCCAAGUGGCCCUUUGUCCACAAGUGGUCUCCUAUGCCCCAGAGUCCUGGCUCCCACCUUCAUAAGCCUCAGGAGCCCUUGUUGAAUCAUGGACCCCACAACCCAUUUGUGCCUCACUACCCCGUGGUGCCACGCAUGCCCUAUGUGCACAAUCUGCCUCGGCCGUACCAGGGUCCCUCACCCGUGGCCCAGUACCCCUUCUUCAACCCCUCCCUCUGGUCCUUCCCGGCAAAUCAGCCGCGAGUUGUCAACCGGGAGCAAAACGGUCCAGCGAAGCAAGCGGUUGGCGCAACCUUUCCCCAUUUUGCCCCUACUUUUGUUCCUCUGGUGCAGCCAACAACAGCGGCGCCAGCGCCGGCCACAACGCCAGCGCCGACCACAACGCCAGCGCCGACCACAACGCCAGCGCCGACCACAACGCCAGCGCCGACCACAACGCCAGCGCCGGCCAUAACGCCAGCGCCGGCCACUGCCGCUGCUCCGUUAGCAUACAAUCCGUUGUAUCAAUUCCCCCCUGAGCUAAUGCACUACAUCUCCUAUGAGGACUUUCUUGCUGCAAUGUACGGCAAUCCUUGAAGAGCGCAAA
This is a messenger RNA of Syngnathus typhle (broad-nosed pipefish), 2208 nucleotides long. RefSeq names its product DNA-directed RNA polymerase II subunit RPB1-like. The coding region runs from base 522 to 2198 and encodes 558 amino acids. The record is from RefSeq and is a predicted model, not a curated record. NCBI's taxonomy places the organism in Eukaryota, Metazoa, Chordata, Actinopteri, Syngnathiformes, Syngnathidae. The transcript is spliced from 4 exons.